Molecule: messenger RNA, 1548 nt
Organism: Rotaria sp. Silwood1
Lineage: Eukaryota; Metazoa; Rotifera; Eurotatoria; Philodinida; Philodinidae
Source: the annotation of a GenBank genome assembly
AUGGGCACAUUUGAUAUUCAAACCAAUAAUCAUAUGAGUACUAAUAGUGAAAAUACAACCAGUAGUGAUGGUCAAAAUGAAGAAAUUAGUUCCUUACGUGAUUACUUUAAAGAUAAGAUUCGUAUCUUAUCAUCGAUUGGACAAUUUUCGUAUAUUUUAAAAAUUCGACCUGAUCAAUAUGAUGUUUCAUUAACAUUACAAUUGGAUCAGUUUUAUCCUUCAAAAGCACCUGAAAUAAUAAUAACUGCACCACGGCUUGCUCCUGAUCAAAUUACACUGAUUCAACAAGUUCUUCAAUCUUAUUGUGAAACAUUACUCAAUAAACCAAUGAUUUUAUUAAUUUAUUCUCGUCUGCUUCAAUGGUUUGCUGAAAAUAAUAUUCAAACAUUAACAGAUCAUACAAAUUCACAUGUUUCUUCUACUCAACGCUCACGUAAAGAUAGUAAAGUAAAUAUCCCAUUGGUACCCGUACAAAAUGAUAAUAAAAAUAAUUAUAUUGAUGAGCAUGAUGGUGAACAUGUAAAAAAAACUUCUAUGAAAACAGCAGAAGAUGUUAUAUCACGUAUUGAAUGGGAUGAUCUUCUCGAUAAACGGUUUUUUCGUGUUGGAUAUAUUGAUCGCUUUCUUGGUUUACAAGAAAAAUCAUUUAAUGAUUUUGAUUUUAAAGUUGAUCUAUCAACAAUAAGUGAUCGACAUUCAAAUAUACUUGCUAUACCUAAGCAUCGAAUACAAUAUUUUAAAUAUAAUAAUGAAAUUGUUUGGGAUAAAGAAACACGAACUGAUGUAAUGUUUGGUUCAACUGGAAAUCAACAAACAAUAUAUGAUGUUAUUGAAAGACAUAAAAAACUCAUUGAAAAUAAUCAUUCAUCUCCAAUAUCUGAUAAUGAUACUGUCGAAGAUGUUGAUAUUAAUAUUCCUCCACCACGUUAUUUAACAUUAACAGAUGGUGCAUACAAACCAAAUUAUUAUCUUUCAAUACCUAUUAUAGAUCAAACUUUUAUUACUAACUAUACUGCCUAUCAAGAACAUUUACUUUCAUCCUAUCCAUCUCUUUUUUCUUCCCAUACAACUCCGUCGAAUCUUCAUUUAACAUUAUUAACUUUACGUAUUGAAACAUCAUCACAAAUCGAACAAUGCAUAACACUAUUAAAAUGUCUUCAAGAUGAAAUUCGUCAGCAUUGUUCAUAUCCUGAAGAUAUUUGUUUAGAAUUUAAUGAUAUAGAUACAUUUCAUGAUAAAAUCUUAUAUAUUAAAUGUAAAACAAAUCAACGAUUAGAAAAUUUACGUUCAUUAAUCGUUCAACGUUUUAGUGAAGAACAACAAAAACAAGAUAUUCAGAAUGUUUUGUUUGCUGGAAAUUAUUAUGAAUUUAUUCCACAUAUAACAUUACUUAAAUGUAAACGACAGUUUUCAUCGAUAUGCCCGAAUGAAACUAAAGAAAUUCAUUUUGGUAAACAAAAAAUUCAUUCUUUACAAUUAUCUUCCAUUGGUAAAAAUGAACAUGCAGAGCAAAAAAAUAAUUGUGUGUUUCAACUCGAUUUAAGUUAA